GGGCAGAGAGAGAUGGAGACAGUAUCUGCAGCAGGCUCCAGGCUCUGGGCUAUCAGCACAGAGCCAGACACAGGGCUCAAAUUCACAAGCAGGGAGAUCAUGACCUGAGCCGAAGUUGGACACUCAACCAACUGAGCCACCCAGGCAUGCCUCUGCUGACAUUUUCCAGUGAUUCCUUUUACAUAAGACCAUACCUACAGUGGCUUCUGGUUCUUUGGGGGAUGGUGAGUCUACCUGCCCCUGGGGCCCCUCAGUCACAAGUCUAGCUACUGAGAUAAUGCAAAUAAAUAUCUGAGCAAGUUAAUGAGUAAGCUGUUAGGAUGAAAGGUCAGGAAACAUGAUUUUAUCUGGAAUGUCAGAAUGGGAGAUAACAUCCCAAACUGCAACUUGAGUCCACCUUCUCUGAGGAAGACUUAAUAAGAAACAACAGAGUCACAAAAGAGCCUUCAUUCCAGAAGUGCUCCAGGAAUCAUGCUGGAGAAGUUCUGCAACUCUACAUUUUGGAAUUCUUCAUUCCUGGAUAGCCCAGAAGCAGAUCUGCCACUUUGUUUUGAGCAAACUGUUCUGGUGUGGAUUCCCUUGGGUUUCCUUUGGCUCCUGGCCCCUUGGCAGCUUCUUCGUGUAUACAGAACCAAGAUCAACAGAUCAUCUAUCACCAAACUCUACCUUGCUAAGCAGGUGCUUGUUGGGCUCCUUCUUAUUCUAGCAGCCAUAGAACUGGCCCUUGUACUCACAGAAGACUCUGGACAAGCCACGGUCCCUGCCAUUAGAUACACCAAUCCAAGCCUUUACCUGGGCACAUGGCUCCUGGUUUUGCUGUUCCAACACAGCAGACUAUGGUGUGUGCAGAAGGACUCUUGGUUCCUGUCCCUAUUCUGGAUUCUCUCAGUACUCUGUGGCAUCUUCCAGUUUCAGACUCUGAUCCGGACACUCUUAAAGGGCAACAAUUCUAAUCUGGCUUAUUCCUGCCUGUUCUUCAUCUGCUAUGCACUGAACGUCCUGAUCCUGAUACUUUCAGCAUUUUCAGAAAAAGAUGACUCCUCAAAUAAUCCAUCAUUCACGGCUUCAUUUCUGAGUAGCAUUACCUUUAGUUGGUAUGACAGCAUUGUUCUGAAAGGCUACAAGCAACCUCUGACACUCGAAGAUGUCUGGGAUCUUGAUGAAAAGAUUAAAACGAAGACACUGGUCAGCAAGUUUGAAAAAUGUAUGGCACGAGAGCUGCAGAAGGCCAGGAAGGCAGUCCAGAGACGACAGCGGGGGAGAGCACAGGGGAACUCCGGGGACAGGCUGCAUGGCUUGAACAAGAAUCAGAGUCAAAGCCAAGAUAUCCUUGUCCUGGAAGACGUUAAAAAGAAAGAAAAGUAUGGCACCACAGAAAACUUUCCCAAGGCCUGGUUGGUCAAGACUCUCUUCAAAACCUUCUACGUCAUGCUCUUGAAGUCCUUCCUACUGAAGCUGAUGCAUGACCUCCUCAUGUUUCUGAAUCCUCAGCUGCUGAAAUUGCUGAUCUCCUUUGCAAAUAACCGAGACGCGUAUGUGUGGGCUGGAUAUCUCUAUUCGGUCCUCUUCUUUGUUGUGGCCCUCAUCCAGUCUCUCUGCCUUCAGAAUUACUUUCAACUGUGCUUCAUGCUGGGGACAAGUGUGCGGGCAACCAUCAUGGCUUCCAUAUAUAAGAAGGCGCUGACCCUAUCCAACCAGAGCAGAAAGAAAUACACCAUUGGAGAAACUGUGAACCUGAUGUCUGUGGAUGCCCAGAAGCUCAUGGAUGUGACCAGCUUCAUCCAUUUGCUGUGGUCAAAUAUUCUACAGAUUACUUUAUCUAUCUCCUUCCUAUGGGCAGAGCUGGGACCCUCAGUCUUAGCAGGUGUUGGGGUGAUGGUACUUCUAAUCCCAAUUAAUGGGAUACUUGCCGCCAAGAGUAGAGCUGUUCAGGUAAAAAAUAUGAAGAAUAAAGACAAACGUUUAAAGAUCAUGAAUGAAAUUCUCAGUGGGAUCAAGAUCCUGAAGUAUUUUGCCUGGGAACCUUCAUUCAAAAAGCAAGUCCGUGAACUUCGGAAGAAAGAGCUCAAGAACCUGCUGAUCUUCGGUCAGAUGCAGACUAUAAUGAUAUUUCUCUUACAAUUAAGUCCAGUCCUGGUGUCUGUGAUCACAUUUUCAGUUUACGUUCUGGUGAAUAGCAAUAAUGUUUUGGAUGCAGAAAAGGCCUUCACCUCCAUCACCCUCUUCAAUAUCCUGCGUUUCCCCCUGGGUAUGUUUCCGAUGGUAAUCACCUCCAUGUUACAGGCCAGCAUUUCUACAGAACGGCUAGAAAAGUACUUGGGAGGGGAUGACUUGGACACAUCCGCCAUUCGACAUGAGUACAAUUUUGACAAAGCUGUGCAGUUUUCAGAGGCCUCCUUUACCUGGGACCGGGAUCUGGAAGCUACAAUUCGAGAUGUGAACCUGGACAUUAUGCCAGGCCAAUUGGUGGCUGUGGUGGGCACUGUGGGCUCUGGGAAGUCUUCCUUGAUGUCAGCCAUGCUGGGAGAAAUGGAAAAUGUCCACGGGCACAUCACCAUCAAGGGCACUAUAGCCUAUGUCCCACAGCAAUCCUGGAUCCAGAAUGGCACCUUAAAGGACAACAUCCUUUUUGGAUCCGAGUUGGAUGAAAAGAAAUACCAGCAGGUUCUGGAGGCCUGUGCCCUCCUCCCAGACUUGGAAGUGCUGCCUGGAGGAGACCUGGCCGAGAUUGGAGAGAAGGGUAUAAAUCUCAGUGGGGGUCAGAAGCAGCGGAUUAGCCUGGCCAGAGCUACCUAUCAAAAUUCAGACAUCUACGUUCUGGAUGACCCCCUGUCAGCCGUGGAUGCUCAUGUGGGAAAACAUAUUUUCAAUAAGGUCUUGGGUCCCAAUGGCCUAUUGAAAGGCAAGACUCGACUCUUGAUUACACAUAGCAUUCGCUUUCUUCCCCAAGUGGAUGAGAUUGUGGUUCUGGGGAAUGGCACCAUCCUGGAGAAGGGAUCCUACAGCACUCUGCUGGCCAAGAAAGGAUUGUUUGCUAAGAUUCUGAAGACAUCCACAAAACAGAUGGGUCUUGAAGGAGAGACCACAGUCAAUGAGGACAGUGAAGAAGAUGACUGUGGGCUGAUGCCCAGUGUGGAGGAAAUCCCUGAGGAGGUGGCCUCCUUGACCAUGAGAAGAGAGAACAGCCUUCAUCGAACACUUAGUCACAGUUCUAGGUCCAGUAGCAGGCACCAGAAAUCCCUAAAAAACUCUUUGAAAACUCGGAAUGUGAAUACCCUGAAGGAGGAGGAAGAACUAGUCAAAGGACAAAAACUAAUUAAGAAGGAAUUCAUACAAACUGGAAAGGUGAAGCUGUCCAUCUACCUGAAAUACCUGCGAGCCAUGGGAUUGUGUUUGAUAUUCUUCAUCAUCAUUGCCUAUGUGAUCAAUGCUGUGGCUUAUAUUGGAUCCAACCUCUGGCUCAGUGCUUGGACCAAUGACUCUAAAACCUAUAAUGGCACUAACUAUCCAGCCUCACAGAGGGACCUGAGAGUUGGCGUCUAUGGAGCUCUGGGAUUGGUACAAGGUGUGUUUGUGCUCCUAGGAAAUCUUUGCAGUGCCUGUGCUUCCACUCACGCGUCAAACAUCCUUCACAAGCAACUGCUAACCAAUAUCCUUCGAGCACCCAUGAGUUUUUUUGACACAACACCCACAGGCCGGAUUGUGAACAGGUUCGCUGGUGAUAUCUCCACGGUGGAUGACACCCUCCCCUUGUCCCUGCGAAGCUGGAUACUGUGCUUCCUGGCAAUCAUCAGCACCCUUGUCAUGAUCUGCAUAGCCACUCCCAUCUUUAUCACCAUCAUCAUUCCCCUUGGCAUCAUUUAUACAUUUGUGCAGAUGUUGUAUGUGGCUACUUCCCGCCAGCUGAAACGUCUGGACUCUGUCACCAGGUCCCCAAUCUACUCUCACUUCAGUGAGACUGUGUCAGGUUUGUCUGUCAUCCGUGCCUUUGAGCAUCAGCAGCGAUUUCUAAAACAUAAUGAGGUGGGGAUUGACACCAACCAGAAAUGUGUCUUCUCUUGGAUUGUCUCCAACAGGUGGCUUGCAGUCCGUCUGGAGCUGAUUGGGAACCUGAUUGUCUUCUUUGCAUCUAUGAUGAUGGUUAUUUAUAGAGAUACACUAAGUGGAGACACUGUGGGCUUUGUUCUGUCCAAUGCACUUAAUAUCACACAAACCCUGACCUGGUUAGUGAGGAUGACGUCAGAAGUAGAGACCAACAUUGUGGCUGUUGAACGAAUAAAUGAGUACAUCAAAGUGGAAAACGAGGCACCCUGGGUGACUGAUAAGAGACCUCCCCCAGGUUGGCCCAGCAAAGGGGAGAUCCAGUUCAACAACUACCAACUACGGUACCGGCCUGAGCUGGAUCUCAUACUGAAAGGGAUCACCUGUGACAUUAAGAGUAUGGAGAAGGUUGGUGUGGUCGGCAGGACAGGAGCUGGGAAGUCAUCCUUGACAAAUGCCCUCUUCAGAAUCCUAGAGGCUGCAGGUGGCCAGAUCAUCAUUGAUGGGGUAGAUAUUGCUUCCAUUGGGCUCCAUGACCUCCGAGAGAAACUGACCAUCAUCCCCCAGGAUCCCAUCCUGUUCUCUGGAAGCCUGAGGAUGAAUCUAGAUCCUUUUAACAACCACUCAGAUGAGGAGAUUUGGAAGGCCCUGGAGCUGGCUCACCUCAAAUCCUUUGUGGCUGGCCUGCAACUUGGAUUGUCCCACAAAGUGACAGAGGCUGGUGACAACCUUAGCAUAGGGCAGAGGCAGCUGCUGUGCCUGGCCAGGGCUCUGCUUCGGAAAUCCAAGAUUCUGAUCAUGGAUGAGGCCACUGCUGCGGUGGAUAUAGAGACCGAUCACCUUAUCCAGACGACCAUCCAAAAGGAGUUCUCCCACUGCACGACUAUCACCAUUGCUCAUAGGCUCCACACCAUCAUGGACAGUGACAAGAUAAUGGUCCUAGACAACGGGAAGAUUGUAGAGUAUGGCACCCCUAACGAACUGCUGAAAAAUUCUGGCCCCUUUUGUUUGAUGGCCAAAGAAGCUGGCAUUGAAAAUGUGAAUAGCACAUCACUCUGACAGUAGGUGCCAUGGGCUGCAGAAGGAAGGAUUAUUCCUUAUUUUUUAUGAAAGCUAUCACACAGAAGUAUGUGAAAUGUACCUUUUAAAGAAGGGUAUUACCAGCUCCAGCAGAACCCCUGUUUUGUGAACCCACUUUGAUUAUACCUCCUUCCUACUUCCUUUCCCAGAGAUAACUACUAUCCUGAAUUUUGUGAUAAUUAUAUCCUCCUGCCUUUCAUUUUAGUUUUACUACUUGGUAUGUAUCCUUAAACAAGGUGUACUUUUUAAUUUAUGUAAAUGGCCUCACUCAUACUUGACGUAUUCUUCUAUUGCUUUCGUUCAGUUUUAUUUUUGAGAUUCAUGCAUGUUGAUGCACAUAGUGAGGCUGGUUCUUUCUCACCGUUCUGUAGUGUGGCAGUGUAUAAAUGACACAGUGUAUCCAUUUUUAAAAAUGUUUUUAUUUAAAAAAAUUAUUUUAAUGUUUCAUUAAUUUUGAGAGAGAAACAGUACGAGCAGGGGAGGGGCAGAGAGAGAGAGACAUACAGAGCCCGAUGUGGGCCUUGAGCCCACAAACAGAUCAUGACCUGAGCCAAAGUUGGACGCCUAACUGACUGAGCCACCCACGUGCCCCAACAGUGUAUCCAUUUUAAUGUUGGUCAGUAGGGUUUUUUCUAUGGUUCCCUCCGCCUCCCGUUAUGAACAAUACUGCUGGGAACAUUCUGGUAUAUUACUCCUGAGAUACGUGUGUAAGAGUUUCUUUAGGAUAUAAUGUAGGUAUGGGGAGUAUGCACAUGUUUACAUGCAUACACUAGGUGAUGCCAAUUGAAAACCCUUUUUGUCAAACUGAUGAGUAUGAAUUAUUAAUCUCUCUCUGGUUACUAGUAAGGUUUCAGUAUGAGGUUUCUGCUGGCUCUUAUUCAUGAUGCUUCAUUUCCUUGUAUGCCUUGUGAAUUUUGACUGUAAGCUGGUCAUUUUAUCUGUGGAUAUUCUUGGAGGACUGAGUGGAAUCUGAGCUCUCCUAAACAAAACUGGGAAAGCUUCUGCCUGUCACUUGGGGGCAUUACCCAGAACCAGUUUGAAUUCAAUUCUCCACUAGGGGCUUCAAACCAUACAGUUGGUGUGACUUCAGACUGCAAUUCUGCACAAGGACCAACGUGUGGUUUACCAAUUCUGCAGGGAGAGUCCUCCCCUUGACCUAGUGUCAGGCUAGAGACCGACACGUUGCCUUGUUGACUCCUUCUGCAUGAUGGGGUUUAUUCCUCAUUUACUUGUACACUGUUGGGUCCAGGUUUAUCAGAGGGCCUCCUGUCCUGGGCUUUGGCAUCUUGUAUUACCAACAAAGGUCAAAGUCCUCUGGUUUCAGAAGUCACCCCAAGCUCUGACCCUUCCUUAUCUUCCGGAUUUUUUUGUGUCACAUUAUCUUGGGGUCAGUACGUUCUUGACUUCCAUUUAGUGAUGAAAUUAUAUAAAAUAUCUUCAUUUGUUCAUUUUAGCUGUUGAGUGAGAUGCUCAGAGACUGGAAGUGCCUGCAGUAAGAGAAUAGUAGCUACAAGUUGGGAUGCGGAAGGGAUUUUUCCUAUUUGCUCUGUUCCCAUCAGCAGCACCCCUAGCAAUGGCGUCUGCAGCGGCAGGCCAUACGGGUGGCAGCACCGACUGCACUUUGUCUAGUACUCCCAGAACCGGUGUCCUCAUGCUCCUGGGAGACACGAGCAGCUCACCCUCCCAGAAGUCUGGGUUUCAGCUCUGUGGGGCACCUCCUCUGUUUUGUUCGAAAUCUGUCCCGGCGAUGGGGAUGGCAAUUGUGGCAGGCACAGCUAUUCUCCAGAGGUAGCAGUGGAGGGGUCCCAGCACCAGGGUCCAGUGAGGUUGAGCAUCAUUCCUGGCUUCAAAGACUCCAAUCUGGCUUUCUUCGUCUCUCGGAGAGUCAGUGAGCUACCUACUGACAUGUGAAAACUCCCUUUCUGCUUAGGUUUACCAGAGUUAGGGGCUGUGGUUUGCAACUAAAAAUACUCUCCAGCUAAUUUAUGGUCACUGUGUUUAUCACUUUGUCAGAUAAUUUUCUGUUUGGGUCUCCAUAGUUGUGAGCCUCUUGAAAACAGUAACUAUUUUUUUGUGUAUCUCCAGGAGCUAGAAUAGAGCAAGUGAACACACAUUUUUUUCCAAUGUUCGAAAUUAUAUAAACACAAUGGGAAAGAUGUGUGCUAACAAUGCAGGAGCAGGGAAAGAAAAGUAACUCCACAUGAUACAUUGGCACAAACAGACUAAGUGUACCAAUCAAACCUCAAUUUUUUGCAGGCUAGUUUUGUACAAAUGCCUUUUGAAAUACUCCCUGAAGAAAUUUGUUCCAUUUAGGUCAUAGGACAAGAACACAUUCAAUCACAAAUGCACACUGAUCAUGACUUUGCUAACUUUUAAGUAAACACUGUUGUAUAAACAUUGACAGUAAGCAGAGAACUUAUUUAGCUAUAAGUGUGGAGUCUUCCACGUAGACUCUAAACUGUUUUUUAAAAGGCUUUAUGUUGGGGCACCUGGGUGGCUCAGUCAGUUGGGCAUUCAACUUCAGCUCUGGUCAUAAUCUUACAGUUUGUGAGUUCAAGCCCUGCAUCAGGCUCUGUGCUGACAGCUCAGAGCCUGGAGCCUGCUUCAGAUUGUCUCUCCCUCUCUCUCAAAAACAAACAAAAAAUAUGAAGAAAAAAAAAAAAGGAAGCAUUUAUCAAGCAAAUGGAUAUGAAAAGAAAGCUGAAUUAGCAAUACUUACAUCGGACAAAAUAGAUUUUUAAGAUAACCAUAAAGGGAACAAUCUAAGAGGAUAUAAAAAUUAUAAAUAUUUAUGCAUCCAAUAUGGACAUGGGAGCAAAUACAUAAAGCAGUAAAUAAUAAAGUAAUUGAUAGUAGUACAAUAAUAGGGGACUUCAACAUCCCACUUAAAUCAAUGGACAGAUCACUCCAACAAAAAAUCAACAAGGAAACUGGACCAGAUGGAUUUAACAAGAUAUAUUCAGAGCAUUCCAUCUUAAAACAGAACACACAUUCUUCUCAAAGUGCACAUGGAACAUUCUCCAGAAUAGGUCACAUAUUAGGCCACAAAACAAGUCUCAACAAAUUCAGAAAGUUCAAAGUCAUACCAGGCAUCUUUUCUGACCACAACACUAUGAAACUGGAAAUCAACCACAAGAAAAAAUCUGGAAGAAGCACAAAUACAUGGAAGUUAAAUAACAUGAUACUAAACAAUGAAUGGGUCAAGCAAGAAAUCCAAGAGGAAAUUAAAAAAAUACAUGGAGACAAAUGAAAAUAAAACCAUGGUCCGAGAUCUUUGGGAUGCAGCAAAAACUGUUCGAAAAAGGAGGUUUCUAGCAAUACAAGCCUACUUUAAGAAAAAUCUCAAACAACCUAGCCUAACACCUGAAGGAACUAGAAAAAGAACAAACAAAACUCCAAGAGAAGAAAGGAAGGAAUAAUGAUCAGAGCAGAAAAAAAUGAUAUAGAACCAAACAACAAACCAUACAAUAGAACAGAUCAAUGAAAUCAGGAGCUGGUUCUUUGAAAAGAUCAAUAAGAUUUUGAUUUAAAAAAAAAGGACUCAAACAAAAUCAGACAUGAAAGAGGAGAAAUAACUGAUACCACAGAAAUACAAAGGAUUCCAAGAGAACAUUAUGAAAAAUUGUAUGCCAGCAAACUGAACAGCCUAGAAGAA
Panthera uncia (snow leopard) is the source of this 8776-nucleotide messenger RNA. RefSeq names its product ATP binding cassette subfamily C member 2 (gene ABCC2). The transcript is spliced from 32 exons. Gene Ontology annotation, molecular function: ATP hydrolysis activity; ATP binding; ABC-type transporter activity. Gene Ontology annotation, biological process: transmembrane transport. The record is from RefSeq and is a predicted model, not a curated record. NCBI's taxonomy places the organism in Eukaryota, Metazoa, Chordata, Mammalia, Carnivora, Felidae. Gene Ontology annotation, cellular component: apical plasma membrane. The coding region runs from base 472 to 5100 and encodes 1542 amino acids.